Arabidopsis arenosa is the source of this 962-nucleotide messenger RNA. The record is from the annotation of a GenBank genome assembly. Lineage: Eukaryota; Viridiplantae; Streptophyta; Magnoliopsida; Brassicales; Brassicaceae.
UAUUAGCGGAUUGACUAAACCAGAAAAUCGAAGAAAUGGCAAUGGCUACUUCUUCUUCUACUCAGCUUCUACUGUCUUCUUCUUCUUUGUUUCACUCUCAAAUUACCAAAACGCCGUUCCUUCUCCCGGCGACGAAGAUCUACCUUCGGAGACCGAAGAAGUCUCUCUCGUUAUCAUGUCGUCCUUCAGUCACGGUUUUAGCUGCUUCUUCCGCCGUCGGCGUCAAUGAAUCUGUGACUUCAGAGAAACCAACCAAAACGCUUCCGUUUCGAAUCGGUCAUGGUUUUGAUCUGCAUCGGUUAGAGCCAGGGUAUCCUCUGAUCAUCGGCGGGAUUGAUAUUCCUCAUGAUAGAGGCUGCGAAGCUCACUCCGAUGGCGAUGUGUUGCUUCAUUGUGUAGUGGAUGCAAUUUUGGGAGCAUUGGGGCUUCCAGAUAUAGGUCAGAUUUUCCCUGAUUCUGAUCCUAAAUGGAAAGGAGCUGCUUCAUCUGUCUUCAUCAAAGAAGCUGUUAGACUCAUGGACGAGGCAGGGUACGAGAUAGGAAACCUAGACGCGACAUUGAUUCUCCAGAGACCAAAGAUUAGUCCACACAAAGAGACUAUCCGAUCCAAUCUGUCCAAGCUUCUUGGAGCAGAUCCUUCUGUUGUGAACUUGAAAGCCAAAACACAUGAGAAAGUUGAUAGCCUUGGAGAAAACAGAAGCAUUGCAGCUCACACUGUUAUUCUCCUCAUGAAGAAAUAGAAGUCAAGAUUAAUAUUAGCUCUUUAUCAUCUUCCUUAAAGUUUCUUAUCUUAUAAGAGGUACUUCUGAUUGUAAAUUUACACCAAGUGUAAUCACCCUUUAGAGGCUUAUUAAUCUUUUCACAGAAGCAGGGAAAAUCGAAUCAUAUUUUGAUGAUGAUGAUAAUGAUUCAUUGUGAUUCCUAGUUUCUUGGUCAGAUUUGAAUAUAACUGGAAACUGUGU